Messenger RNA from Auxenochlorella protothecoides, 831 nucleotides. RefSeq names its product Exosome complex component RRP43. Lineage: Eukaryota; Viridiplantae; Chlorophyta; Trebouxiophyceae; Chlorellales; Chlorellaceae. Gene Ontology annotation, cellular component: nuclear exosome (RNase complex); cytoplasmic exosome (RNase complex). The record is from RefSeq and is a predicted model, not a curated record. The transcript has 3 exons. Gene Ontology annotation, biological process: exonucleolytic trimming to generate mature 3'-end of 5.8S rRNA from tricistronic rRNA transcript (SSU-rRNA, 5.8S rRNA, LSU-rRNA); U4 snRNA 3'-end processing; TRAMP-dependent tRNA surveillance pathway. The coding region runs from base 1 to 831 and encodes 276 amino acids.
AUGGUAGUUUCCCUGGAGGGCGACGCCUUCGCCCGCCUCUACCCCCGGGAGUACUAUGCCAAAUUCGUCUCACAGGGCAUGCGCCCCGAUGGACGCGUCCUCACCCAGGAGCGACCCAUCAGCAUCGUGCGGGACGUCGUGGCCGGCGCAGACAGCUCCGCGCUGGUGAAGCUGGGCCGUGCGACGGCCCUGGCCGGCAUCAAGCUGGAGGUGGCGAGCCCCGAAGACGAGCGGCCCGGGGAGGGCAGCAUCAUCGUGCAGGUGGAGCUGCCGCCCAUGUGCUCGGCCAGCAGCCGGCCCGGCCUGGUCAGCCCGCGCGCCGCGCGGCUGACGGAGGAGCUGGGCGGCCUGGCAGAGUCUGGUGCGCUGUGCGACCUCGCCCAGCUCACCCACCCCGGCGGACGCUCGGUCUGGGUGGCCUACUGCGACGUGUACGUGCUGGACGCGGACGGCAGCCUUUCCGACGUCUGCCUGCUGGCCACGCUCGCCGCCCUACAGGCCCUCCGCCUGCCAGCGCUGGAGCCGGAGGGGGCGGGCGGCGCGGCGGUGCCAGCGCCGCACGACACGCCAGAGGGGCCCGCCGCCCCUCGGGCCCUGCGCCUGGAGCCCCCGCUCACCCCCCUAACCUGCGGCAUCUUUGGCGGCGCCCUGGUUGUGGACCCCACCGCCGAGGAGGAAGCCCUCAUGGACGCCCUGGUCUGUCUGCGGGUGAACGGCGACGGCCAGCUUGCCGGCGUGAGCAAGCUGGGGGGUUCGGGACUUGGCAGGGAGCACCUCGCCACGGCCCACAUGGCGGCCAUGCGGCGACACUUGGCGCUGCAGGGCCCGUAG